AUGUCUCUGUCUUCGAGUUCAACCCCAUCCCCACCUCUGUGUUCGUUGAGUCCCACAACUCCCCCACCACCUGCCAGGCCUGCGAAAAAGUAUAAUUCCACGCCGAUUCCAACGAAACAAAGGUUUCACUUGGCUCCGAUCAAAAAUUCUCCAUCCAACCAAAGAUGUCCCUUCUGCCAAGUCUCCGGCGAUAAACUAGAGAAUCACAUCGGAAGCUGUCAAUAUGAGCCGGUGUACUGUGAGAGCAAAUGCGGAAUGAAAAUUCCGAGGAAACUCCACGCCGACCACGAUCGACGGGAAUGCACCAAAAGGCCCGUUCCGUGUCCCUACUGUUUGAGCGAAUUCGUUUUCGAUACCCUGAAGAAUCACAUUCCGAAAUGCCCUCGCUUCGUGGUAGAAUGCCCACCUACGCUCCCAAGUAAGGAUCCGAACAAGCUGCCUCUCUUACCCUGCGUCUUCAAAGACAUCGGAUGCAAAUUCAAGGGAAACACGCAGGCUCUUGACCAUCAUUUGGAGGCGUCCUCGAAAUCCCAUCUGGCCCUGAUGUGCGCCAUUGUGUCCCGCCAGCAGUCGCAGAUAUCGGCUCUAAGAUCGGCUCUACAUAGCGUGACGCUGAACACUACCGGAACACUACUGUGGAAGAUACCGGAUUACUCCUCCAAAUUGAACGACUCGAAAUCGAAGGAUGGUUACGAAGUUUGUUCACCUCCGUUCCUGACUUCUGCUCACGGAUACCGUCUGCAAGCAAGUCUCUUCCUGAAUGGAAACGGUUCAGGCGAAGGCAGCCAUUUAUCGGUGUACAUAAAAAUUCUACCAGGCGAAUACGACGCUCUUCUGAGAUGGCCGUUCUCCCUCACCGUAUCAUUCACUCUGAUCGAUCAGCCGCUGAAUCCAGACAAGGCGUGCCACAUCGUCGAAUCAUUCGUCCCUGACCCGACGUGGAAAAACUUUCAACGACCUUCGAAAGAGCCGGAUGCGUUAGGUUUUGGCUUUCCUCGUUUCGUGUCUCAUGAAAUGCUCAAGAAAUGCCACUAUCUCCGAGACGACACACUCUUCAUUAAGGUCAAGGUCGAUGAGAGCAAAAUUAUCGCCGUUUAG
Molecule: messenger RNA, 1098 nt
Organism: Galendromus occidentalis (western predatory mite)
Lineage: Eukaryota; Metazoa; Arthropoda; Arachnida; Mesostigmata; Phytoseiidae
Product: TNF receptor-associated factor 4
Exons: 8
Coding region: 1-1098 (365 amino acids)
Biological process (GO): regulation of canonical NF-kappaB signal transduction; regulation of apoptotic process; signal transduction
Cellular component (GO): plasma membrane signaling receptor complex
Molecular function (GO): ubiquitin protein ligase binding; tumor necrosis factor receptor binding; zinc ion binding
Source: RefSeq, a predicted model, not a curated record